Messenger RNA from Symbiodinium natans, 477 nucleotides. NCBI's taxonomy places the organism in Eukaryota, Dinophyceae, Suessiales, Symbiodiniaceae. The record is from the annotation of a GenBank genome assembly.
AUGGCCGAGGCGGAGGCCGAAGGCUUCGCUUCCGCGGCGGAGGCCGCGGCCUCGGGCGCCGAGGCGGCGGCGGCCGCGGAGGCCACGGGGGGAGGCGCGCUCGCGGCCAUCGGCUCCGGGCUGGCCGCGUCGGGGGAGGCGGCGCUGCCCGUGGCCGCCACGGUGGGCGCGGCGGCGGGCGGCCUGGCCGUGGCGGGCGCGGGGGCGGCCCUGGUGGGCACCGCGUGGGCGCUGCACGGGGGCAUGCUGGCGGCCGAACACUUCCUGGGCUGGGGCGAGAGCGGCGGAGGCACGGACAGCGACCAGUCGAGGCCCAGCUCCGCCGUGGACGUGCAGACGCUGAACGGCAUGCAGGAGGCGGGCGCGCAGCAGCACUUCUCGCUCCGGGAGCAGCGGCCGCGGCCGCAGGUCUUCAGGAUGGACGCGGACUCGGAAGCGGAGCCGAGGGCCGGCAGCCCGCGCUGCCCUUCGGCCUGA